Scylla paramamosain (green mud crab) is the source of this 5791-nucleotide messenger RNA. Its product is annotated as zwei Ig domain protein zig-8-like. The coding region runs from base 1 to 795 and encodes 264 amino acids. Gene Ontology annotation, biological process: synapse organization. The record is from RefSeq and is a predicted model, not a curated record. Gene Ontology annotation, cellular component: neuron projection membrane. The transcript has 6 exons. Lineage: Eukaryota; Metazoa; Arthropoda; Malacostraca; Decapoda; Portunidae.
AUGUGGAUGUGGAGUUUCAUGGGCGCUGGACGGGCGUGGAUGGGCGGGCGUGGGCGGCAGCAGACUGGAGGUGGAAGCUGGAGCCUCAUUCUGCCGCUGCUUUUGCUCCUGCUGCCCCCAUAUGCUCCCCUGGCGGCCUCCCAGUACACAGUCUCCCCAACAUCCACAGAGUCCGGGGCGUGGGUUGGCGUGGAGAACAACACUGUGGUAAACGUGAAAGCCCAGCUGGGAUACACCGCCUUCCUGCCCUGCUCCGUGCGCAUGAUCGGCGACAAACAGAUCUCCUGGAUUAGGCGGCGUGACUGGCACGUGCUCACCUCAGGAGUCUACACGUACACCAACGACGAGCGGUUCUCCAUCACACACAGGGACGGUGCCGACGACUGGACGCUCUCCAUUAAGUACCUGCAGGAGCGUGACAACGGAACCUACGAGUGCCACAUCUCCACUGGGACAGGAAUCGUGAGUCAGUUCGUGAACCUGAACGUGAUCGUGCCUGAGGCGUUCAUUUUGGGCAACAGCGAGUACCACGUGGAGACGGGCUCGCCAAUCAACCUCUUCUGCAUCAUUGAGCAGACGCCCAUCCCGCCUCAGAUGAUCUCCUGGAAGCACAAUGGACGCCUCCUCAACUAUGACAAGGAGCGCGGCGGCGUGUCGGUCACCAUCAACAACGGCGCCAAGACUUCCUCCAGGCUGAUCAUAAUCCAACGCCAACACAUCAGACUCCGGCAACUACACCUGCGUCGCCCCCAACACGAGGCCUGCCGUCGUCCACGUCUUUGUCAGCCAAGGUGACAAAACAAGCCGCCAUCCAGAGGAGAACGUCGGGGAGCCAGAGUGUGUUUGGAACACGUGGGCGGUUGUGGACCGCCCUCCCCGCCCUCUUCUCCCUCCUCUGGGCGACUUCCUCCACCACUCAGCUGCUCUUAUAGUGUGGCUGACUCUCUACCCUGCCUCUCCCUGCCCUGGCCAACACCCGCGGCAACACGCGGCCCUAUUCUAAUGUAGGGGCAUCGGAGUUUCCGCCUGUCCUGCACCGCUCAUAUAAUUAAGGGUUUGUGAGGUUCACCAGGAGGUGCGUUGCCUCUCAGUAGAACGUAAUGCCUCCAACAAAUCGUGUAAUCACCAACAGACCAAGUGUGCCCUUCACUAAGUGUGUUCUGCAAUAUGGGGUGAAUCCUCAGAUACACCGCGUGGGCCUGGCAGUGUGCAGACGCGUUUACUAAUGUGUGUGUUCUGUGACAAGACAGCAAAGCACAUGGCCUGCAGCACAACGCGUGGCCUCGGAAAAGAACUUGAGGCCUGUAAUAAAAGACGCGGUUCAUAAUGCAACGUGCGGCCAUCUUGUAAAGUGCGUGGCGACGUGUUCUCCGUCCUCCCGAGCCUCUCAGCAGAGCAUGAGCCAAGGUUCCAGAGCCCUGUCAGCGGCACGGGAGGCCCGGGCACUGCAGCCCACACUCAUUGAUUACUGCUCGCCAUGUAAUAUCUCACCGGGGAGUUUACCGUCUUUAGUUGUGUGUUAGAUACCAGCUCAAAGAAGAACAGGCUGCGCCCGAGGGUCGUGAGCCGUCAGCUGCUGCAGGGGAGGCGCGUCCUCCCCUCCCCUCCCUCCCCCUUGGCUCUGUCUGUAGAGUAGACUAAUUUUUAUAUACCAGAAAAUAAGAAAAGUACAUUCUUCUGUAUUUGAUGACAUUGCUAUCUGUAAGGACAGGGUGAGUGAGCGAGUGAGUGAAUAACUGAGGUGAGUGUAAGUAAGUAUGUGUGUAUAAUACGCAUAUAUGUCAAUAUAUGUGGGACGUAACCUAAAUAUAUAUCUGAAAUAUAUAUAAAAAAAAGACAAGAUGUUGAGCGCAUAACUCUGUCGGACUCUAUAUUUCGUAACGUGUAUGUAUAUUGUUAGUCAUGUGCACAUAUUACCCUUACGUGCACCAUGUAUGUAGCUAAUGUGUGCACAGACCACUCCCUGGAAAAGGUAUCAUUAUAAAUUUUUUUAAGAUGACCCUCCAAGGACACCCGGGGCUCCCACUGGGCAGGAGGAUGACCGCCGGGACACCACCAGGCUCGUGGCCACGGCUGUGUCCCACUCCUGGCCUGCUGGCUGCCCGCCCUCACCCCCUCAGACUGUUCAGUGUACAUACCUUACACAGUGCUCGUAUCGGAGGCUCGUCGUCCCCGCUGCUCUCCCGGGACUCUCAGGACAACACUGGGCUUAGGCUGACCAGUGAGAUUAUAUUGCGUGGCUCUAUCACAUUUCAAUCUUGGGUGAAUUUCUAUCAAGUUUUAUUGUCUUGUGUGCUGAUCAAGACUAGAAAUCUAUACUAUUUACAUUAUUUACCUAAAUUUGUACUGGGAGAUAAAAUUAAUAACGAAACCUCUCUCUCUCUCUCUCUCUCUCUCUCUCUCUCUCUCUCUCUCUCUCUCUCUCUCUCUCUCUCUCUCUCUCUCUCUCUCUCUCUCUCUCUCUCUCUCUCUCUCUCUCUCUCUCUCUCUCUCUCUCUCUGUCUCUCUCUCUCUCUUUUCCCUUCGCUCACAGAUACACAGCCCAGCCAAUAAAUUCAAGAAUAUUCCGAGUACAAACUUUAUGAUUUCAAUUAGCGAAGGGAUUUAAUAAUUCCAUCGUGCAAACAUAUCACACGGGGAAAUAGAAUUAAGGCUUCGUCAGAUGUGGUCAACUCGCAACGGAAUAUUUAAUGGCAACUUUUAUUAACGUGUGGAUAUUAUCAAAUUGUUCCCCGUCCCUCUUGCCCCGGAGAGAGAAAACGCGUCCCAAAUCCGCGAGGAUACACGAGGCUGGAAGGGGUGAGAGGGUAAAUAAUGCUUAAAAAUUCUAACCCUCACUCCGCUCUGAUUUCCUUUCUUUCUUCCCCUUUGUCGAUUCCCUCCAUUUUCUCCUUUUUUAGCUUUUCCUCUCUAUCUUCGCCUGUCUCGUUCCUCUUUUCAAUAACUUUUCCUUUCUUCUUCUUCUUCUUCUCCUAUUUUCUUUUCGUCUAUUUUCUCUUCUUCCUUCUCCUGUUCUCUGCUAUCCUCCACAUUUUUCCCCUAUUCUUUCUAACUCUUUUCCUCUAUUUCCUCCUCCUCUUUUCUUUCUUCCCCUCUUCUUUUCCUCCUCUUCUUCCUCCUCCUCCUCCUCCUUCUUCCUUCUUUUCCUCUCUUAUCUUCACCUGUCUCAUUCCUUUUACCUAUAACUUUUUCCUUUCUUCUUUUUUCUCUUUAUUCCCUCUCCUCUUCCUGCUCCUUUUAUUUAACCCAUUUCUUCCCUCUGCUUCCUCCUUUUCCUCUGUUUCUACCAUUCUUCCUAACUUUUCUUCUCCUCCUCCUUCUCCUCGUCCUCCUCCUCUAUCUUCGCCUGUCUCAUUCCUUUUAUCAAUAAGUUUUCCUUUCUUCUUCUUCUUCUUUCUUCUUCCUUCCCUUAUUUCUCCUCCUCCCUCCUCCUGUUCCUGCUAUCAUACCUAUUUUUUCCUCUGCUUCCUCCUCCCCUUCCUCUUUUUCUACCAUUCUCCUUAACCCUUUUCCUCCUCUUCUUUCUACACCCCCUCUCUUUUUCCUCUUCCUACCCCAUCUCUUCCUCCUCCUCCAUCACGUAACACAGUAAAGGCAGUUAUGGCCCCACCUACCAUUGACAGUAUCUCACGGAUAAAAUUGUAAUUGAGAAUGUUGCAAAACUUUUCUCCUCAUUGGGAUAUCUAUGUCGAAAAGUGGUCGUCGGUUCCCUCGGUUCCCUUCACACACACCUACUCCCCACACCUGCCACACUCCGCCCCAAAGGGAUAGGAUUGCUUAAGGGAGAGGGGGAGGCGCCGGAUGUGACUCCUUAUACUACUUGUGGAGUAAAAAUACGAAGCGUGGUCCGUUCAGUUUCACUUCUUUCAGUUUGUACCGUUUUUUUUUUUUUUUUUUUUUUUAGAGGGUGGGAGCUUCCAUCUUGAGAACUGAGGUCAUGAUUAUAAUGGUAGUCUUGAGAAUUUUUUUUUUUUUUUAUUAUUAUUCAUAAGGGUUGGUAGAUCUGUUUGUUUUUCUUCUUGUAUUUGAGGAGUGAAGGAAAUAUUCGGAUUCAUUCUCUCUCUCUCUCUCUCCUCUCUCCUCUCUCUCUCUCUCUCUCUCUCUCUCUCUCUCUCUCUCUCUCUCUCUCUCUCUCUCUCUCUCUCUCUCUCUCUCUCUUAGCUAUGAUAUUACGGUUUGUUCUCUAGAUUCUUUCAUUUUUCACCUUUACUUCCACACUUCACUUAACCCUUCUAUUGCGUCAAGUCCUCGAGUCACUCCCACCUGGUGCGGGUCGCCACACACCACCAGUCUUGUCUGAACCUCUAGAGUCCCGGGCCAGGAGCAGCAGGGGGACGAGACCUCACUCAUCACGUGUUUUUAUGAUGCUUUUUUUUCUACGCCUAAAAUCUGUGAUACACCACCAGAUGUACAGACAUUGUAUAGGAAGCAUUACGACCCGAUUGAUUUCACUUUUAUUUGUGUCUCGUGCUGCUCAAGAGUGCGUCCCUCAUGCGCUGUGUUCUGCGGACAAGGGUGGCGGCGCGGCGUGCAGCCCUCCCAGUGUGACGGACAGUGAGAUGCACGGAAGAAAUGAUGGUGAUAAUGAGAAUUCUGGCAAUGAGAUGCACCAAGAAAAUAAUGAUGAUAGAGAACGUGAGAGAACUGGCAUUUCCAGCAAUGAGAUGCACCAAAGAAAAGAUGAUAAUGAUAAAGGAACAUAACAGAACUGGAACUUCUACAUUUGGAAAGUGCACAUUGAAAAUCUCCACUGAUUGGUGAAGCAUAAUUUUGUGACGGACGGAGUGACGAGGGACGCCCGAGAAAAGAAUUAAAUGUGGCAGAGGAAAGGACUUGGCUGUCCCUUGGCGUUCCUAGCUGUCCCUAAUGACCUCUCUCUCUCUCUCUCUCUCUCUCUCUCUCUCUCUCUCCUCUCUCCUCUCUCUCUCUCUCUCUCUCUCUCUCUCUCUCUCUCUCUCUCUCUCUCUCUCUCUCUCUCUCUCUCUCUCUCUCUCUCAGGGACCCUCGCCGCACCUUAGUGACCAGCGGCUUAAACAAACUUGUAAUACAGGUUGCCUCUGGGACGCCACAAGUGAAUCUCGUGUCUCUGGUGUCGCAGGAAAAAGAAAAAGUAAAGGUCCAAUAUAGCUGCGUUUCUGUUAAUGUGGAUCUCACUGUGGGACGCAAAAGAUAAUUAGAAUAUUGCACAGUGUGAAAGAAUAAGAUAAACUGAACUCAAAAUGUAGAUGCAAACUUUGUCCCCGAAAGACGCAUGAGAACAUUUUAUGCACUGACAUUAUUCCAAAAUAUAACGGAAGCUAAAAAAAAAAAAAUUAAAUAAUAAUAAUAAUAAUAAUAUUAAUAAUAAUAAUGAUAAACAGAGUAAAAUAUUUUGUACUUUUGAGGUAGUGUGUACGUGAAUUUCCUCAGUGUGGGUUGUGUUCGGCACCCCACGGCUGGCUGGCAUCAAAACACUCGUGUCACGGAGACGCGCGGAGUAGGUCUAUUUCGCCGCUCAGCUCCCGUGGACGAGACGUGCGUUUCAACAAGUUCAUGGUAUUCUGUGAUGCCAGUAACAAAGUUUGCGUGGUUUACAUAGUGCCACAGUACUGUACUUACGGCACUCUGGCUCACGUUGGCACUCUGUCCGCUCACCUCCUCUGUAUCCCACACUCCUCUCUGGGGCACGUGACCACCGGGUGCCACGCUCCCCACGCCAUGAGUCCCAGGGAGCCUCCGUGGGUCCUCUCGGCCUGUCUGAAGGCUCGGGAGUCUCUGUGUAGUGUUCUUUACAAUAAAAGUACCAAAAGUU